This is a messenger RNA of Ambispora leptoticha, 647 nucleotides long. The record is from the annotation of a GenBank genome assembly. Lineage: Eukaryota; Fungi; Glomeromycota; Glomeromycetes; Archaeosporales; Ambisporaceae.
AUGCCCGAGCUCGACAUAGAUGCUACCUUUGGAACUGAACCUGUGCUCAAUGGGCAGGAAUUCAGGUGCUUCACUGACAAUCUUGCAAAGAUUGUAUCAGCAUUUCAUGACAAAGCUACCACUAACGAAGCUACAGCACGAAAUUGCAUUAACUCUUUUAUGGUUGAGGCAGUUAUUAAAGUUAGGUCGAAAUUUCUGUCAACAAUGCUGGCUGUUGAAGAGGACUUCGAUGGAAGUUGUGGCUAUGAUCCUCUGGACUCUGUUUUCUAUUCAGAGGCACUCAACAUUGUCAAUUUUGUUUUAAUUACUCAUUUUGGACUGUUCUGCUUACACAUUGCUACUUUCAGAAACGUAAGCACAAGCUUGCUUGGUGAGUCAAUCACCAAAUCCCCAAUCAUCUGCGGCAUCGUGUCGACUGGAAUAGCAGGGCAAUUCCUUCGCUGGUCCGGUACACCAGAAGACCCUACUGUAAAAAUCUCUAAGAUUGUGUUGACACCACAAACUGAAGUGGAAACUGAAAGAAUUGACAAAGAUAAGAAAGAAGAUGAGGAGCGAUUGGCCAAGCAUGUGUAUCUUGAGUUAUUCUGUCUCAAAGAUGAAGACUUUGCCAAAGCCAUCCAGGAAUAUAAAGCAGUUAGAAAGAGAAA